AUGAUCAUAUUCCUGUGUCUUGCGUGGGCUGCAUGGGUGCUGUUCGUCAACGGCCAACAAUUUGAUGGCUAUGAAAUGCCAUAUGAUGAUCUGGGUCUAAGCGAUGCUUGCUUCGACGCAGUUAACACCACAGUAUCGUCAUGUCCUGCAUGGGUUGCCGGGUAUACCGGAGUUGAAGAUUCGAGCUUUGAUAUUGUUCCAAGCGAACAACUUAGGGUCCUGUGUGAAAGUACAUGUCGCUCUGAUCUUGCUAGUCUGCGGCAAGCAAUUCAAACUGCAUGCACUGAAGCAACGGAUGUGAUGGUUCCAGGUGGUUCGAUUGCAUAUCCUGCCACAUUCAUGACCGAUCGCUACCUCUAUUCCACCAGUCUAUCUUGCCUAACUGAUCCUCGCUGGUUGGGAUGCUCAAACUUGGCAUCCUGGAGAGGCUGGUAUCUUUGUGUCAGCUCGCCAACUGGUACAGCCAUUGUGAGCGAGGGCUCCAGCACAACUACUGCUGUAGCAGAGCCUACUGAUGCCCAAUCUCUAUCCAACGCCAAUUGUGCGAAGUGGCAUGAGGUCUUAUCUGGAGAGGACUGUUCGACGAUCUCACUCAAGUAUGCCAUUUCUUUGAACACGUCCUACUGUGUUGAAGCAGUAGGAAAUAUUGCUACUUAUACCGGAUAUGUCACCUCCACUGCAGCAUACAUUUUCACGAAGCCUGCCCCGACAACAUACACCCCGACCCCUGCUGCCACGGCUACCCCUGAGCCCACAGCAUCUGUUUAUAAUAAUGCGUUUAGUUCGACUAUCGCGGAUGCGGCAGCGGUGGAUUCAUGCGAUAUCUGGGCCAGCAUCGCAGACGUCACCGUCGAUGAUCUUCUUAGCUGGAACCCGAGCUUAUCAGCCAGUGACUGUGCCUUCAUGCCUGGUGUUCAACCAUCUGAUUGCAAUUGCUAUAUCCAGCUCCGCGCUGCCGAUAAGAGUGCUUUCAACUGCACGAUGUUUUGGUCUCUUUUCAACGUCUCUGUCGCCACCGUCACCUCGCUUAAUCCUUGGAUAGGUAGUGAUUGUGACGUAGGUGUCUGGAACGUACUCUCUAGCGAUGGAUUCGAACAAAUAUGCGUCGAAAGGAACUCCUCGGCAGUUCCUACUUCUAAGACCUCAACGAUAUUAGCGUCUACCUCCACCAUCAGCACAACCGCCACUCCGCCAGCGGAGGUCAUGCCAGAUGAAGCUUCCACCUGCAACAAAUGGCAUACUGUGGUGUCGGGCGACGGUUGCCAAGCCAUUGCUGAUCAAAAUGACAUCCUGCUGAGCGACUUCUACAAAUGGAACCCGAGCGUCGGAACAAGUUGCUCAUCACUGUGGCUUGUAUGCGCUAUCUGCGUGGGAGUUUCAUUUUAA
Penicillium hordei is the source of this 1386-nucleotide messenger RNA. Its product is annotated as LysM peptidoglycan-binding domain-containing protein. Bases 1 to 1386 code for a protein of 461 amino acids. The transcript has 11 exons. NCBI's taxonomy places the organism in Eukaryota, Fungi, Ascomycota, Eurotiomycetes, Eurotiales, Aspergillaceae. The record is from RefSeq and is a predicted model, not a curated record.